This is a messenger RNA of Candida tropicalis MYA-3404, 1650 nucleotides long. RefSeq names its product Fcy23p (gene FCY23). Gene Ontology annotation, cellular component: plasma membrane; fungal-type vacuole membrane. Bases 1 to 1650 code for a protein of 549 amino acids. Lineage: Eukaryota; Fungi; Ascomycota; Pichiomycetes; Serinales; Debaryomycetaceae. Gene Ontology annotation, biological process: transmembrane transport. The record is from RefSeq and is a predicted model, not a curated record. Gene Ontology annotation, molecular function: transmembrane transporter activity. The transcript has a single exon.
AUGUCAAAGAUAAAGUCGAAUAUAAAGACUCAUGAAGUUAUAGGAUCUUCAUCAACACAAAAAUCCCUAGAAUUACAGCCAGAAUCAUCUCGAGAUUUUACAAAACCAUCAUUUUUCACAUAUUUAGCUAAAUUCUCCCAAAAACUUGAUUCACUUGGUGUUGAAACUAGAGGUAUUGAACGUAUUCCACCUUAUGAAAGAUCAACUAAUCGUACUAAGCAAUUAAUUAGUGUUAUUGGAUUAUGGUUAUCUGCAUGUGGUGGUCUUUCUUCAAUGUCUUCAUUUUAUCUUGGCCCUUUAUUAUUUGAAUUGGGAUUACGUAAUACGUUGAUAUCUGGAUUAAUUGGUGAAUUAUUAGGAUGUGCUAUUGCUGCUUAUUGUUCACUUAUGGGACCAAGAUCGGGAUGUAGACAAAUGGUAGGAGCAAGAUUUUUAUUUGGUUGGUGGUUUGUUAAAUUAGUGGCACUUGUUGGAAUUAUUGGUGUUAUGGGUUGGUCAAUUGUUAAUUGUGUUGUUGGUGGACAAAUUUUAACUAGUGUUAGUGAUAAUAAAAUUCCUCUUUGGGCUGGUAUUGUUAUUAUUGCAGGUAUUUCUUUGAUUGUUGCUAUUGGUGGAAUCAAACAAUUAUUAAGAGUAGAAACUUUAUUGAGUUUACCGGUAAAUGGGGCAUUUUUAUUAUUAUAUGUUUGUGCUAGUCAAAAAUUUGAAUAUUUAACGUUAGAUGAUGCUAUUUCUGAUGGUCCUACUAUAAAAGGUAAUUGGUUGAGUUUCUUUUCAUUAUGUUAUUCAGUGACUUCCACUUGGGGUACUAUUGCUUCUGAUUAUUAUAUUUUAUUUCCAGAAAACACUCCUGAUUGGGAAGUAUUCACCAUUACAUUUUUCGGUAUUGCCAUUCCAACUACAUUUGUUGGUGUUGCUGGUUUAUUAAUUGGUAAUGUCGCUUUAACAUAUGAACCAUGGGGUGAAGCAUAUGCCAAAUUAGGGAUGGGUGGAUUAUUACAUGAAGCAUUUAGACCAUGGGGCGGUGGUGGUAAGUUCCUUUUGAUGGUUAUUUUCUUAUCUUUGAUUUCAAACAACAUUAUCAAUACUUAUUCAGCUGCUUUUGGUGUACAAUUGGCAGGUAGAGGUUUAGCUAAGAUUCCAAGAUGGUUGUGGGCAAUUGUCUUGACGGCGAUUUAUUUGAUUUGUGCCUUGGUUGGUAGAAAUGAAUUCUCCACUAUUUUGGGAAAUUUCUUACCGAUGAUUGGAUACUGGAUUUCCAUGUAUUUCAUUAUGUUACUUGAAGAGAAUUCUAUUUUCAGAACAGAUAAAUUCAAAUAUUUGUUUGUUAAAGAAUUUGAUGAUUCUGAUUCAUCAACCAAUGAAGAUGCAAAAAUUAUAGGUACAGCAUUACGUAAAAACCAACAUUAUAAUUUCAAGAUUUGGAAUGAUAUUGAUAGAUUAACUCGUGGAUAUGCUGCGACAGCAUCUUUCUUGAUUGGAGCCACCGGUGCUGCUGUUGGUAUGUCACAGACAUAUUGGAUUGGCCCUGUUGCUCGUAGAAUUGGAGGCGAAUAUGGUGGUGAUAUUGCCAUGUGGUUAUGUAUGGGUUUCAGUGGAUUAGUCUACCCUCCUUUACGUUACUUGGAGUUGAAAAAGUUCGGUCGAUAG